UAGUCCCACAUAAACACAUUCACAGAUGUCUCUCCACGCGAAGAGCCAUCUCCCCCGUUACGACAGCACAGCACAGCCUGCCUCUGUGACAACCGGCGAGUCACGGCAACAGAGACAGAGAUAGACAGAGAGAGAGGAAGAGAGAGGGAGGGAGGGACAGAUAUAGAGAGGAGGAAAAGGACGACCACGGAGCAAAACACAUCGCCGUCUCUCUCUGACAUCCCCCCUCAUUCGUGUGCAUCUGUGUGUGAGUCUGAGCUGAGGAGUGAAGGAAAGAAAAUUAAGGCUGGGAAAUUCUCCUGCUCUGUCUUUUAUUUCCCCUCUUUUCUCCAUCCAUCAUCCAAGGCUUGACUACCAGUGUCAGCUGCCACAGCGGGAUAAAAUAAAGGGAUGCUCUGAAUGCUGCCUCUGUCUAUGACAAGGCACACAGAGAAGCAGAAAGAGACACAACAAGCAGGGACAAAAGCAGGAUUUUGAUAAUGAAUGGGAGUCCUUCCGCAGCAUGUGGUAGGAAUAGCAGUCCGUCACUGAAGUCUACGGAUAAGGAGCCUGCCCUUACAACGUGACAGUGCACAUGGUCUGGAUGCCACCAGCUGCACUGUUAGCCCUGCUACGCUCCAGAGCCAAAGUUCCACUCCUCUUCGUCACCAGCCACAGCGCCCAUCACUACCGCUCUCCAAGUUUGUCCAAUUAAGGGAUGUGUGAGGACUAAGAGGCCAGGGUUACUAGCAGACCACACUAGAAAGAAACAGACGAGAUCCUUGCUGGCUGCAGACGGGCCGAACACUGUUGAUUGUCUCCGGGUGGUGUUUCCUGGCUGUGUGAGGAGGAGGCAUGGCUGGCUGAGAUGUCGUGGACGAUCACACCACUCUGCUCCACGUGCUGCUGCUGUGCGGCCCCUGCUCCUCCAGCUGCACCACUGAUGGUGCCAUGAUCCAGUUCUAACCGUGGGUAAUGAAGAGACAUAAAACCAAUCCUGGAGAUGCCGAAGAGAAGAGACAUUCUUGCCAUCGUGUUGAUAGUGUUACCGUGGACUCUGCUCAUCACCGUUUGGCACCAAAGCGCAAUCGCUCCGCUGCUUGCCAUCCGAAAGGCCUGUCACCACCUAGUAAAAGAGAUCUUUAUCAUACCAGAGAGGCUUGCAGUCCAUCGACACCGACUCGCAGAUGAUGGAGCCGACGGAGGGCGGAGGGAGGCGGGCCAGGCCAGCGACUCUAAGGAGUACUGCUCCUCUGAUAAGGACAUAGUGGAGGUGGUGAGGACGGAGUACGUGUACACGCGGCCGCCGCCAUGGUCCGACGUGCUGCCCACCAUCCACAUCAUCACCCCCACCUACAGCCGCCCGGUCCAGAAGGCAGAGCUGACGCGGCUGGCCAACACCUUCCUCCACGUGUCCAACCUGCACUGGAUACUGGUGGAGGACUCUCAGAGGAGGACCCCGCUGGUCACACGCAUGCUCCGGGAAACGGGCCUCAACUACACCCACCUGAACGUGGAGACUCCCAGGAACUAUAAGUUGCGUGGGGACACGCGGGACCCCAGGAUACCCCGGGGCACCAUGCAGAGGAACCUGGCGCUGCGCUGGCUCAGAGAGACCUUCAACUCCAACAGCAGCCAGGCAGGCAUUGUCUACUUCGCUGAUGAUGACAACACCUAUAGCCUGGAGCUGUUUGAGGAGAUGAGGUCAACAAGGAAGGUAUCUGUAUGGCCCGUGGCCUUCGUUGGUGGUCUGCGGUACGAGUCGCCCAAGGUCAACGCAGCGGGGAAGGUGUACGGCUGGAAGACUGUGUUCGACCCUCACCGGCCCUUUGCCAUCGACAUGGCGGGCUUCGCCAUCAACCUGCGGCUCAUUCUCUUCAAGCCCCAGGCCUACUUCAAGCUGCGGGGAGUGAAGGGAGGCUACCAGGAGAGCAGUCUGCUUCGGGAGCUUGUCACACUCAACGACCUGGAGCCCAAAGCAGCUAAUUGCACUAAGAUUCUCGUUUGGCACACUAGGACGGAAAAACCUGUCCUGGUAAAUGAGGGAAAGAAAGGAUUUACAGACCCCAAUGUGGAGAUUUGAAGUUGUCUCCUUGGGCGAUGGUGGUUGUCUAAUAUGGACCCUGAGAAGAAAAAAAGACCAUCUCCCAGUGCAAACAGUGUUCAUGUCUUAUCAUCUCAGAAAAGACUGCCUCAGGGGCCAAAUCCUAAUCCCCUUGACUGAAACUAAACACUUUUAAUAUCGGGAUUAAAACAGUACAAAUGUAUCAUAUUAAAGCACAGAUAGUACAAGAUGGCAAUAUUUAUCAGGUUAAAUGUUGCCAGCAGCACCAACAUGAAGCAGAUGGUGAGAGCUGAGCCAUUAAGGAUCAAUGGGAGAUCGAUGCUCUCUGAACCUGCAUGGCACCAUACUGCAUCUGUAGUGUCCUAACACGAGACAGCACAACCAACAUUGCAGGGAGAGAGGGAGCUAGGCAGCCAAUGAGAUGGAAUGUUACUGGCCUGAACAGGCUAAUGAGAUAUCCAUUGGCUUUCCCUCUAUAGACGAGGAUCUACAGGGGAGGAGAUGAGAUCCUGAGAUCUUAGUAGGGUCUGUAAGAGACUGAAGGAUCUGAUUGGACCCUGAGUCCCGGAUACCUUUAAUAGACAUGUACUGAAAUGGCCUCCACGUCUUCAGACCUAAUAAUCAUGGAGAAUCCGAACAAGUAAUCUCUCAGAAGAUCAAUUCUACUUUCAGCAAACACUGAAAGUUCAAAAAGGGAAGGAGUGUCCUUUUUGUAUAACUAAAACUAUGUUUUCUUUUAUUUAAAAAAAAAAUGUUUUGUGUGUUUUCAUGCAUUUUCUUGCUAGUUCAAUACUACGGACUGACUCAAGGCCUCCAUUUUGAAAGCUAAAGCUGGGGCACCAUCCAUUUUCAGUGUCAUUCUCAGACAAUUCAGUGUACUGAAGCUAUUCACUUGAAAUAACUGACAUCAAGAUGGGCUCCUAACGCUUGGGAGACACAAUAUUACAGGUCAAAGUCCCAAAACUGAAAUUAGCACUUCAAAAGCGCCAGUGACGGUGAUCCUAAAUGGCAACACAUGUACAUACUAAUUUAACACAGGAACAAUUAGAGGACUCAUAGUAAGGUCCUCUCAGAUAAAAUGUAA
Coregonus clupeaformis (lake whitefish) is the source of this 3128-nucleotide messenger RNA. Its product is annotated as galactosylgalactosylxylosylprotein 3-beta-glucuronosyltransferase 1. The coding region runs from base 983 to 2062 and encodes 359 amino acids. The transcript has 9 exons. Gene Ontology annotation, molecular function: galactosylgalactosylxylosylprotein 3-beta-glucuronosyltransferase activity. Gene Ontology annotation, biological process: chondroitin sulfate proteoglycan biosynthetic process; carbohydrate metabolic process. The record is from RefSeq and is a predicted model, not a curated record. NCBI's taxonomy places the organism in Eukaryota, Metazoa, Chordata, Actinopteri, Salmoniformes, Salmonidae. Gene Ontology annotation, cellular component: Golgi membrane.